UUGGUGAAAUUCUGCUAAAAUAAAAAAUAAAUUAACUAAAAAUGCUGCAAACAAACAAAAUUAAAAUACGGGAUCUUAAAGAAUUGCAAGCGGACGAUGUACUUAUACCCAAAAAUACCUUAACCCCAUUAAGAAAACGAAAAAAUGCUAAAUCCGCCGCUAAAAGUAAAAAAGUGAUCGUGCUGGAGCAAGACAAUAAAAAUAUUAUUGGUGAUAAUACUGCUAAUACAAAUACAGUUACAAAACAAACAACAAAAAACUUAUUAAAAAGCGCCAUAAAAGAAACACCGUCCAACCAAAAACGAAUCGAUUCAUAUUUCACUUCUUGUCCAAAAACUUACGAAAUAAAAUUAGUAACAGAAGAACCGGCAACGCAGUGUGUUAGAACUAAAGUAAAAACUACUGCGAAGAAAACUAAAAGUGCCAAUAAAAAUAAAAAGUCUCCAAGGCGAACAAAACUUAGGCGCAAGCGUUUAUUUAGCGAUACCACAGAUGCAACAGCGGAUCAGAUGUCAAGUGUAAGCUCUAUUAGGGAAAUAAAAUUGCAACCUGUAUGUAUAACCAUAGAUUCGGAUAGUGAAGAUGAGCCUGCUAUUAAAAAUGAAGCUGAAAGUCCGGCCGGCACACCUCAAACUAAAACAAACACUCCACCGGCUACAGUUAUCAAUGUUGUGGAUAAUCCGGCCACUUCCAGCAGUAGAGAAACAUCCCUAGCCAAUAAUUCACAGACAUUUCCAUCAUAUACCUCUGCCUCAUCUUUACCGUUUGGUCUAAGAACGUCUAACACUAGCUGUGGUCAAACCAUACCUUCUACAAAAUCCUCUACUGGUAGGACGAGUGUAACCAGGCGUAAAACCAAACCGUGUCCACCCUAUAAAAUCAUAGAAAACACCACAUUUGCGGUUGAUGCCUUUCAAUUCGGCUAUAUUGAUAACGUUACGCACUAUUUUCUUACGCAUUUUCAUGCUGAUCAUUAUAUUGGUUUGACAAAAUCAUUUGCAAUGCCCCUAUACAUGAGUACGAUAACGGCCCGUUUAUUACGCACCUUUAUACCCGUCCAAGAACAAUACAUCCACGAACUGGAGCUCAAUGAACCCUACAUAAUAAAUGACAUUGAAGUAACGGCACUGGAUGCCAAUCAUUGUCCCGGUUCGAUUUUAUUAGUUUUUAAAUUUCCCCAAACCAACAAAUGUAUACUACAUACUGGCGAUUUUAGAGCCUGGCAUGGCAUGGAAUCAGAGCCAAUAUUUUGGAAUAAUCCAAUACACACCAUCUAUUUGGAUACCACUUAUUUAUCAGAUAAAUAUUCCUUCUGUACACAAGAUGAAUCCAUAACAAAGGCAAAAGUUUUAAUAGAACAAUUUAUUGAAAAGCAUUCCGGCAAACGUAUACUCUAUAUAUGCGGUUCGUAUAUUAUAGGAAAAGAGAAAUUCUGGUCAAAAUUGGCAGAAGACUAUGAUUUAAAAGUGUGGGCUGAAGGUAAUCGUUAUAAGGCUUUAAAGGCCAUAAAUGAAGAGCAAUUUAAUAGAAUACUGGUGGAAGAUCCAUAUGAGGCGAAUAUGCAUGUUUUGGCAAUGGCAAAAGUAACAUAUUUAGAAUUAGUGGAAUACUUCAAAUCAUAUCAACAUCUAUACGAUAUAGUGUUCGCUAUACGGCCUAGUGGUUGGGAGAAGAAUAGUAAACCUCGUUAUGGUGGUAAAAUCAAUAUAAUAGGCAUUGAGUAUUCGGAACAUUCCAGCUAUACAGAAAUGCAGCGUUUUGUUAAGUAUCUAAAACCUCAACAGGUUCUUAGUACAGUGCCGACGGGUAAAGAUCUCAUGAAAACUGCUAAGAUACCAAUAAACUGGUAUAAAUACAAUACACUGAAACCAACUAGCAACUAUCAGCCCUCCAUUGAUAGUUUCAUGGCUAGAACACCUCUAACAAAUUCCUCUUUAAGAUCACUCAGUACAAGAAGAGGUAGUGUGGAAAACAUUGUAUCACCCUUAAAAUCUAUUACACCCAAUAAUGGCGAGAUUAAUAAUAAUUUUGAUACUGCAACAGCUAUAUCUUUGGUUUCUUCAAAACCUACAAAAACCAAAGAAAUUGAUAAUGAUAUUAAAACAGAAAUCAAUUCUACACAAACACUAAAUCAAUUAAAUUCCUAUAAUUUUCUGCUUAAUACACCGCAUCUGACCCGAACAACAACUUCAAAAUGUUCUGCCAACUCAACGGAGGAUUUUGAAAGGCCUGAUCUGGUUAUUAGCUUAAAAAAAUUGCAGCGUAUUAAAAAGGAAGUAAAUAAUAAAAAGCAAACCAACAAUACAGUUAAAACUAAAACAAAAAAGUCGGAAAAAACACUUGCUUAUACGACCAGAAAACUGCAGCAGACAAAUAACAAUAUUAAAGAAAGAAAUAACUUAAAUAAUUCAGAAGAUUCAGCCGAUUUAUUCCAGCCUGAAAAGAACAAAGCAAAAGAAAAUCCUAUAUUGAAAUCUACCACAACUUCAACAUAUUCCUUAUCCGACGAUGAAUUACCAACGACCAGCUAUAAGAAAUCCAAGACACUAGCAAGCAGCGGAAAAAGCACAAAGAAAAAAUAUGACAUCAUUAAUGAUUCAAAUGUAUUCAAUCACAAUUAUUUGCCGGAUAUUAAAGAAGAAUCGGAAGAAAUAAACACUGAUGCAAAAGAAAACAUUGAAAAAGAAACAGGAUUCUACAAAUAUAAAAUGUCUAAACAAAAUUCAACAAAACAGUUUAAUAUUUCUAACAAAACCCAUGAAAAUGAACAAAAUUUAAUAAUUAACUUAUCACAAAAACGAAUCACUAGAUCCAAAAGUAAUUCCAGCAAAGCUACCACAUCCUCUCACACAUCCCAAAAUAACAAUGAACAAGAGUUUGAAAACAAAUUGCUAAAAAUAACACAGAAAAAUAAUAAAAUGAUCAACAAUAGAUCUCAACAAAACUCUACAAGAAUUUUAGGUAAAGCUAAAGAAAAUCCUAUAUACAAAUCCAAUACCACAACAUCAAUAGAUUCCAGGUCCGAGGAGGAAUUGCCAAUCAACAACAUUUUAACCAAACAAUUUAUAACUAACACUCUAACAAGCAGUGAAAGAAGCUCAGAGGAAGAAAUGCGAAAUACGAAAUACAUUAAAACGGCUAUAAAAAGAAGCAACUCUAAUCAUAACUCAACGCCUUUUAAGAAGAAAUCUACUACACUCAGCCUAGAUGCCACAGCUAUUUUGAAUAAUAUUCUUGAGCAUAAUGAGGAUUUCGAUAGAUUCAACUGUUCACAACUGGCUGGUCUAGUGGUGGAAAAGCUUCAUAAAAACAAUCCUGAUAAUAGUAAAGAUCAUAUACCCAGCGAGUUGCUAUCAGAUGCAGAUGAUGAUUGGAUGUAAUUAUCAGGCAAAUUGAUGAAUUUAAAUUCAAAUGAAAAACCAUAUGAGAACUCAUUUCAUCUGUGAUUUUGUCCUUGUGGUUAUAUCAUUAUUUCUUUUAUAAGUAUCUUUAAGUUUAUGUUAUUUUGUAUUAAAGUUUAAAUCUAGUUGUAUUUACACAAAAUUCGCUUAAAUAAGUUGAAGCAGAUAAAUUUUCCAAAAAAACUUUUAAUCUUUAAAAUCAUUUUCUUUGUUUGUGUUGCGUAUAGCUCUCUAUAUUUUUGUAUGUAUGUAGCUAUCUAUAGUUAUUAUCUUUUUUAUAUAAAAUAAAUAAUAUUUUUUUAAAACUUUUA
Molecule: messenger RNA, 3712 nt
Organism: Calliphora vicina (urban bluebottle blowfly)
Lineage: Eukaryota; Metazoa; Arthropoda; Insecta; Diptera; Calliphoridae
Gene: Snm1
Product: Snm1
Exons: 3
Coding region: 42-3380 (1112 amino acids)
Biological process (GO): double-strand break repair via nonhomologous end joining; interstrand cross-link repair
Molecular function (GO): damaged DNA binding; 5'-3' DNA exonuclease activity
Source: RefSeq, a predicted model, not a curated record